AUGAUUGACAAUGGCCCUACAUUGGUUGUGAAGAGGAUCAAAGAGAGGGCGAUCUCGAGCGAAGAGUUCAAAAGGAGGAUGCUGAAGAUGGACCAGGGGAAGCAUCCGAAUGUACUAUCGGUAGUGGCAUUUUAUUGCUCAAAGCAAGAGAAGCUAGUGAUAUAUGAGCAUCAAUCCAAUGGCAGCCUCUUCAAACUCCUCCAUGGGUCUAAAGAUGAUGAUAGCUUUGACUGGGGAAGCAGACUGAACAUAGCAUCCAGAAUAGCUGAGGCUUUGGCCUUCAUGCACAAGGAACUUCGUGAAGAUGGGAUUGCUCAUGGCAACCUCAAAUCCACGUACAUUUUGUUCAACAAGAACAUGGAUCCGUGCAUUAGCGAGUACGGAAUAAUGGCCUCUGAGAACCAAGUACAGCCGGAACUUUCCCGAAGCAUAAGUUUUGCAAAGAUCACACCAGCCGAAGACCAUGAAAGUGAUCAUAUUCUCUUCAAGGGUGACGUUGACAUAUACAGCCUCAGUGCGAUUCUUCUGGAGCUACUGACAGGUAAAAUGGUCCAAGAUGGCAGAUUCGACUUGGCAACAUGGGUGCACUCGGUGGUUAGGGAGGAAUGGACUGCAGAGGUGUUUGACCGCGCCCUGAUUGCAGAGGGCGUCAACAAGGAAAGGAUGGUGAACUUGUUGCAAGUAGCACUACAGUGCGUUGCGUCCUCUCCAACCAAAAGGCCGAGCACAAAGGAGGUUUCGGCUAAGAUAAAUGCAAUCAAGGAAGAGGACGAGAGAUCAAUCACCUUGGAGACGAGAGAUCCAUCGCCUUGGAGUCAAGAUCAUUUAAGUUAA
Molecule: messenger RNA, 834 nt
Organism: Eucalyptus grandis
Lineage: Eukaryota; Viridiplantae; Streptophyta; Magnoliopsida; Myrtales; Myrtaceae
Product: probable inactive receptor kinase At2g26730
Exons: 2
Coding region: 1-834 (277 amino acids)
Biological process (GO): protein phosphorylation
Molecular function (GO): protein kinase activity; ATP binding
Source: RefSeq, a predicted model, not a curated record